UUGUUACGAAGGCCAUCGCUGGUUUUCCCUCUCCGGUUGCCAAAACCCUUCUCGCCUCGCUUCCUCUCUCUUUGUCCGCUAAGGAGUUUCACUUUCUGUCUCUUUUUCCGAGAAUUAGGUUAGGGUUAGGGUUUCGCGAGCUCGAGGGGGGGCGAGAUGGUGGCGGACAACGGGAAGAAGUCGAAGGUAGCGGAGAGAGGGGAGGAGGAUUCCGAUCAUAUUGAUGGAGAGCUCGUGCUGUCCAUCGAGAAACUGCAGGAGAUUCAAGAUGAGCUCGAGAAGGUUAAUGAGGAAGCAAGUGAUAAAGUUUUGGAGGUGGAACAGAAAUAUAAUGAGAUUCGAAGACCUGUCUACAUUAAACGGAAUGAGAUCAUCCAAUCCAUUCCAGACUUUUGGUUAACUGCGUUCCUGAGUCAUCCUGCUCUUAGCGAUCUUCUGACAGAGGAAGACCAAAAGAUUUUCAAGUAUUUGGUUUCACUAGAUGUUGAAGAUUGUCAGGAUUUAAAGUCAGGUUACUCCAUUAUAUUUAACUUCUCUCCUAACCCAUAUUUUGAAGACACAAAGCUUGUGAAGACUUAUUCCUUCACUGAGGAAGGAGUGGCUAAUAUAACUGGUACGACUAUCAAGUGGAAGGAGGGUAUGGUAAGGAGAUUGCCAAUGGUAAUGGUCAUGAGAAGAAGGGAGGCAAGCGACCUUUUACUGAGGAAAGUUUCUUUAGUUGGUUUGGUGAAACUCAGCAGAAAAAUUUCUCAGAUGGUGUACAGAUGA
This is a messenger RNA of Phoenix dactylifera (date palm), 768 nucleotides long. The record is from RefSeq and is a predicted model, not a curated record. Lineage: Eukaryota; Viridiplantae; Streptophyta; Magnoliopsida; Arecales; Arecaceae.